AUGCGCGAGAUUCUGUCGCUCCAUCUGGGCCAGGGCGGGAUCCAGACCGGCAACGCCUGCUGGGAGCUCUACUGUCUCGAGCACGGGAUCCAGCCCGAUGGCACGAUGCCAAGUGACACGUCCAUUGGCAGUGGCGACGACUCGUUUUCGACGUUUUUUGCCGAGACAGGUACGGGCAAACACGUGCCACGCGCGGUGUUUGUGGACCUCGAAGCGACGGUCUGUGACGAGGUACGCACGGGGACGUACCGCCAGUUGUACCACCCCGAGCAGAUCAUUUCGGGCAAAGAAGACGCAGCGAACAACUAUGCGCGAGGACACUAUACAAUCGGCAAGGAAUACGUGGAUCUAGUGCUCGAUCGCGUGCGGAAACUCGCUGAUGCGUGCACCGGUCUCCAGGGCUUUAUGGUAUUUAACGCCGUAGGAGGCGGUACUGGCUCGGGGCUCGGCUCGCUACUGCUCGAGCGGCUCUCGGUCGACUAUGGCCGCAAGAGCAAACUCGGGUUUACCAUUUACCCGUCGCCGCUCGUGUCGUCCGCGGUCGUGGAGCCUUACAACUCAGUGCUGUCCACGCACGCGCUGCUCGAGCACACGGACGUGGCUGUGAUGCUCGACAAUGAAGCCAUCUACGACAUCUGCCGUCGCUCGCUUGAUAUUGAACGGCCGUCAUAUACCAACCUGAAUCGCCUGAUCGCUCAGGUGAUUUCGUCCUUGACGACGUCGCUGCGCUUUGACGGAUCACUGAAUGUGGACAUUAAUGAGUUCCAGACGAACUUGGUGCCGUACCCACGCAUCCACUUUAUGCUGAGCUCGUACGCACCCGUGAUUUCAGCUGAGAAGGCGUUCCACGAACAGCUGUCCGUGGCCGAGAUCACUAACAGCGCGUUUGAGCCCACGUCGAUGAUGGCGAAAUGCGACCCGCGUCACGGCAAGUACAUGGCCACGUGUCUCAUGUACCGAGGCGACGUGGUCCCCAAGGACGUAAAUGCUGCAGUGGCGACGAUCAAGACGAAGCGCACGAUUCAGUUUGUCGACUGGUGUCCGACUGGUUUCAAGUGCGGCAUCAACUACCAGCCGCCAUCGGUGGUGCCAGGUGGCGAUCUUGCUCGCGUGCAGCGUGCAGUGUGCAUGAUCUCCAACACAAGCGCUAUCGCUGAGGUGUUCUCCCGUAUCAACCACAAGUUUGACUUGAUGUAUGCCAAGCGUGCGUUCGUGCACUGGUUUGUGGGCGAAGGUAUGGAAGAAGGCGAGUUCUCCGAGGCUCGUGAGGACCUUGCGGCGCUCGAGAAGGACUACGAGGAGGUAUCGGCCGAGACUGCCGAGGGUGACGAUGAGGCAUUCGGUGAAGAGUACUAG
Molecule: messenger RNA, 1356 nt
Organism: Hyaloperonospora brassicae
Lineage: Eukaryota; Oomycota; Peronosporomycetes; Peronosporales; Peronosporaceae
Source: the annotation of a GenBank genome assembly